Messenger RNA from Rana temporaria (common frog), 2393 nucleotides. RefSeq names its product ankyrin repeat and SOCS box containing 14 (gene ASB14). The transcript has 10 exons. Gene Ontology annotation, biological process: intracellular signal transduction. The record is from RefSeq and is a predicted model, not a curated record. Gene Ontology annotation, molecular function: protein binding. The coding region runs from base 267 to 2108 and encodes 613 amino acids. Lineage: Eukaryota; Metazoa; Chordata; Amphibia; Anura; Ranidae.
AGUUUCUGAGUCCAGGAUCUGCAGCCUCUUCUAAUUCCUCUGCUGUAAUCCACCUGAUUGUGUUACCAAACAUAGCUCACCCACGUGAGAGGGGGCCGACUGUCCCAUGAUCCGAUAUUUAUAGGUCAUCGGUGAAGACUCUGGGUGUCUGCAUCUAAAUAAACAUGAGGUUAUGCUGAGGAGUGAGCCGACGGUCAAGUCUAGACCUCCACUUUAACAGUGCAGUUUUCAGUGAUAAUCCUAAGAAAAUGUGACCUGAUCAGUUUAUGCUCCGACAAGAGGAUUACUUAGCGCCAACAAAUACUGACAGAGCAGAUUUCUCUUUCAGCGUUCUCCAAAACACGAUGGACUUAUCUACAUUCGGUGAUGAUCUGGAUGAUGAUGAUGUUGCAGCCCAGUAUGUUAUACAUCAAAGUCUUCAAGAAGCCUUCAAAAAGGAGUCUGUUGUGGAGGCCAUAGAAAAUAGCAGGCCCUUUUCCAUGAGUUCAGAACACAACAAGAUUGUGGCUGCCAUUCAAGUCGGUGAUGAGAAGACUUUAACAAAACUGAGUGACCACCACUCUGCCUUCCGGGAGAUGGAUGAUCGAGGAUGGACUCCACUUCAUGAGGCUGCAGCUCAGAAAGAUAAAACUGUUUUAGAAAUAACAUUUAAAUCUUCUAGUUAUGAUAAUUGGGAGCAGGAAACCUUAAAGGGUGAAACCCCACUGUUCCUGGCUGUAGACAACUGUAGACUAGACAACGUCACCUUCCUGCUAUCCAAUGGCUGUGACCCUGAUGCUAAAAAUGAUACGGAGGAUUCACCCCUUGUUAUAGCGAUACGUCAUGGGUCCUAUGAUAUUGCAUCUUUGUUGUUGCGACACAAUGCAAACGUAAACUUACCAUGUGCUGAUAACAGAACGGCUCUUCAUGAGGCUGCAAAACUGGGCCGCAAGGACAUCACGCGGCUUAUGCUCCAGGCUGGAGCUGACCUGGACUGGACCAGUAACUUUGGGCUUACACCACUGGCCUUGGCUGCACAGCAUGGACACACAGAUGUUAUAGAACUCCUCCUUCAGAAAGGAGCCAGUGUCAUGGCCCAAGCAUCUGAUUCUGCAUCAAUCCUCUUUGAAGCUGCUGCUGCUGGUAAUCCAGAUGCUGUGUCACUACUCCUGGAAUACGGAGCUGACGCCAAUGUACCAAAGCACUCCGGACACUUGCCUAUACAUAGGGCAGCCUACAGAGGACAUCUCUUAGCUCUGCGGUUGCUUAUCCCAGUUACAGACAUGACUACAAUAAAAAGAAGUGGCAUAAGCCCCGUUCAUUCAGCGGCAGCAGGUGGACACCCCGAGUGCCUGGACCUUCUCCUCAGAUCUGGAUUUGAUGUAAAUUUCAUGCUGGCCCAAAGAGUCCGCAAGGGCUAUGACGAUGAGAGGAAGUCUGCCUUGUACUUUACUGUUUCAAACAGUGAUAUUUCUUCAGCUAUGCUUCUCCUUGAUGCUGGAGCUCUUCCAAACCAAGACCCUGUUAACUGCCUUCAAGUGGCAUUACGAAUGGCGAACUAUGAGCUGGUUAACCUGCUGCUCCGCCAUGGAGCUAAUGUGAACUAUGUGUGCCGAGUCAACCCCCUCCACUUUCCUUCAGCCCUACAGUAUGCUCUCAAGGAUGAGGUUAUGCUGAGGAUGUUGCUGAACAAUGGAUAUGAUGUACUCAAAUGUUUUGAUUGCCCUUACGGGAAUAAAGUGCACUAUAUAUAUGGAUAUGAAGGAUGGACUCCUGCUGUCAUCAAGGACACACUGUUCUGCGAAGUCAUAACCCUUACUUGGCUCCGGCACCUCUCUGGUAAUGUGGUCCGAGUCAUGUUAGACUAUGUUGACCAUGUGGAGUUUUGCUGUAAAUUGAAAGAUACUCUUAUGAAGCAGAAGCUCUGGCCUGAAAUCCACUACAUAACAACGAAUCCACGCUCACUGAAACAUCUGUGCCGCUUGAAGAUUAGGAAAUGUAUGGGGCGACUUCACCUGCGCUGUCCUGUUUUUAUGUCAUUCCUUCCUCUACCAAAUCCCUUGAAGGACUACAUCUCGUACAAAGAAUAUGACUUGUUUGGACAAGGGAACUUUUCACGGAACUGGUGAAGAGUCACUAAUCAUAAUGGGGAAAAAAAAAAUGGUGGACUUUUCUGACUUUGCCAGAAAGCCUUUGGAAGAGAAAAUAGCAGCAAAUGUAAGGAUGGAAGACCUACUCCUUUUGGCAGUAUGUCAGUUGGCACAAGGACAUAUUUGCUAUGUGUGACUAAUGGAUAUUGCCAUGAUUCAGCAGCUAUUUGGAUCAUUCAGCUUAUAGCAAGCCAAAUGGGUUUUAUUGUUUCUUCUUCUAUCAUAGAAACAGGCUAUUCUUAAAUGUACUUUCAUUAAUAUCAA